GAGAUACAUUACCACAUGGCCUUUCUACAAUUUACUAUGACCUUAUUGACGAAUUAUCGAAUUAUGCAACGAAAUUCACAUGACCCUGUAUUAUACUGUGCAAUUAGAGCUCCAUGCACAAUUGAAUUUAGUAGGUGACGAUGCGUUUGCUCUUUACGCUAAGCAAAUAAUGCAAAAGAAAAUAUGAUUAUAAAAUAAUUUUUGGAGUACACGAAGCAGGAAAUUGCUGUUAACUGCAAAAAGGUUGAACUAAUGGUAUUGAAUUGUUGACAAGUUGACAAAUGGGCCUAAUACAGUUGAAUGCAGCUAGUCGCGGCGUCCAGUCGCAUCGGUGCGUUUACGUUGAAAAUAACGCGUUUAAACGGAAUUCGAUUUCAUUCUCUGUUGUAUAGAUGGUUGUACAGCUGCUUUCUUUAUUUCAACGAGCGUUUUUUUAAAUUGUAUUGGCCAACAUGCUGUGGAACGAUUUGUGCUAUAAACUUUACUUUUGGCCUUUUCUGAAUUAUCUGGCGGGCAUCAAAGGAAUUUGUCCAUUUUAUCCAGUGACUACAACCACAACGACAACGACAACCGCAGCCACAACUACAACUACCACUACAGCCGCCACUACACUGCCUACAUUUCCAACACCACCAACGUUCCCAUCAACGUCCGCAUCAACGAUCACAACACUCAUGCCAUGUCCGGCUCAGCCGCUGGCGUGUUUAAAUGGCGGCACACCACCGAUACCCUACUGUCCAUGCAUUGACCCAAGGCAAAGUGGUAUGAUGAAUGGAAUGGGCUCAACUCCGCCGAUGCCGUCUUUGGCGCUGCGCGGUGGCGCAGCCUUAUCGUCCGACCGUCUAGUUUUCAUGCCAGUUAAUGCACAACAGAAUGUUGCACAGGGUUUACAACAACAGCCAAGUGGUAGUGCCAACGUUUUUAAUUUCCCUUUGGGCCCACGAAAUGGCGUACAGCCCAGCGCAGCGCCCAAUCCAUCGGAAACUUUGGUUUUUAGCUCGCUUAGUGGACGCCGGCGCAGGAAGCGGCGAAAGUGAAAUGUGUAUUGCAUGACAUCACUAAAUUCGUUAAUAUUUUUGAAUUUCUAUAAUGAAAAAAAUCAAUACUUAGUAGAAAGUAGAAUAUAGAUUGAAUAUUUUUUACAAAUUCAUAUAUAAAAUAUGCUAAUAGCCAAGGGAUAUGAAACUGCACUGCAUCUAUUUAAUCCUUUUGUGAAGUAAUACGAGUAUAUCGUAGCUUAUUAGAUUUGGGGAAAAUAAUCAUAAUAAAAAUUUAUCAAAAUAUGGAAAAAUCUAAAAUAAUUUUAUACAACUAUAAAUAUAUCCUUUAAAAAAUAAG
Messenger RNA from Bactrocera dorsalis (oriental fruit fly), 1338 nucleotides. RefSeq lists its product as uncharacterized. The transcript is spliced from 2 exons. Lineage: Eukaryota; Metazoa; Arthropoda; Insecta; Diptera; Tephritidae. The record is from RefSeq and is a predicted model, not a curated record. Bases 453 to 1037 code for a protein of 194 amino acids.